AUUCACAUAUCGCAUAUCGUAUUGCAGCAUCACGACGUCAUACGAAGAUGAAUAACAACGUAGAGACAUUGGACAAUCCUGUACUUCAACAGCUAAUCGAGAACCCGAGAAAACUGGAUUAAGUUAACUUUUUUCUCUUUCCUGCUCGGUAUAUAUUGAGGGGCGUCCCAGUCCGCUCAAUCCCAAUUGUCAUCAGGAAAGUGCCAGUACCAGUACCAGUACCACCACCACCACCAUACAUUGACAAGCUCAGCAUAAUCGCAUUGGCAAUUCACAAGAAUCAUAUAUAUACAAUGGCUAGCAACCGUUUCCCAUCGUCGACUUCGAGGGUCAGGCAAUUAUUGACCCCUCACCUUAUCCGACCGUCUUUCGUGCCUGUCCAAUCUAUCGUCCGGCCCGCGGGUAUUCCGGCGCCGUAUGGAGUAUCCGCUCGAUUCAAGAGCGAUUCGAUGGAGGCUAGUUCUCUCAAGUCCAGGGAAUGGAGAGGCACUUCGACAGAUGACCAUGCCAUCAACCGGACGAAGAAGCAUGAUAUAACGGAUCCGCAAAUGGAAUCGACCCAGUCUGGUCAGGGGGAGAGGGAAAGGAACGAAGCGAUCGCUGAUGCCAGCAAGAGUAGCAGCACGACAGAGAGGGAUGUUAACAAGAGCCAGGAGAGAGCCAAGAAGGAGCAUCCUCAUGCGCCGGAGCCAGUGAUCGGUGUAAAUGACGAGAAGGGAGAGGUGAGUUCCGCUGAUGAUGCCCUAGCUCUCUAUUCAUGCGUCAAUUGCCAGCAAGCGUUGUGCAUGGUUGUCUAGCAUAAGCGAUGGCUUCACAAAUUUCAAAAAUGACCCAGAAUUAGACAGCUAACUGUUCCUUAUAGAAGGGUUAUUGAUCAUAUAUCUCCUUCCCGUAUCUUUAAAUACAGUCAU
Messenger RNA from Paecilomyces variotii, 911 nucleotides. RefSeq lists its product as hypothetical. The transcript has a single exon. Bases 294 to 797 code for a protein of 167 amino acids. The record is from RefSeq and is a predicted model, not a curated record. Lineage: Eukaryota; Fungi; Ascomycota; Eurotiomycetes; Eurotiales; Thermoascaceae.